AGUAGUCAGUGAUUGGUGGAAAGGACCUGUCAAUCCUCUUACAUUGGAAUGUCAUCAUUGUACACAAAGCACUUUCUCUUUUGCUUCGUCGACCAUCUUUCAAAAUUUUUUGUCGAAGCUAUUAAAAAACCUUCUUUUCUUGACCAACCAAGUUAGCGGAGAAAUCUCUCCCGAUUUUCUCCCGGGUCAUGCAAAAGGAGGCAAGCUAUGUGUUUUGUUCCAAAACUGAACACUGAAAGGCUUGCAAAUGUUCUGGAAGAAAAUAUUCGAAAAGAAAAUGGCGAAUUUCAUAUUGCGACCAAGAUCUUCCAUGCACUCCAAAUCAAGGGAAGUGAAAUAACUCCAUCACUUCAUGAUAAGACUGUUCGUUGGAUAUGGCUUCUGAACCAAGACUUUGAAUACCUUCCUGAUACCUUCUCCCUCACUGUUAGCAUUUUAGGCAGAUUCCUUUCAUUGGUCAAGGUUAAACCAAAAUAUCUAAGAUGUAUUGCCAUAUCAGCAUACUUCUUAGCUAUCAAGACCAUGGAGGAAGAUGAGAAUAUACCAUCACUUGCAGAGCUUGUAAGAGUGAGUGAGUGUGGCUGUUCUGCUUCUGAUGUGCUUCGCAUGGAGCGUAUUAUUCUGUCCAAACUUCAGUGGAACCUCAACAUUAUCACUCCAUUGUCAUUUCUACAUCUUUAUAAUGCCUUAGUAUUUUCUGGCUGUGGCUUCACCAAAAGUAACAUGGCUCCUAAUCAGCUUCUGAGCUCACUUACUGGAAAACUGGAGGACUGUCUUUGUAACUUUCAAUUUACUCAGUUUAAGGGUUCUGUGCUGGCCUUGGCUUUACUGAGCCAAGAACUGGAGAGCUUGUCACCCAGGUGGUUUGGGACAAUCCUCAAACUUCAAAAACUGACUGACACUGACCUUGGAGACUUGAUUAGAUGCCGUGAGUUAAUACAUGAGGUAUUCAAAGAAGAUUGCCAUAUUGGACGUACUAUUCCCUGGAAUAAUAAAAAAUCCAGGUCACCAUACCAACAUUCCCUUGAAACUAUCUUUGAGUGUCCAGAAGAUUUGCCAACAUUUCCAGAACAUUUGCAGCCAUGCAUGCCAACUUCACUCAUGGCAGAUGCUGACAGCUACCCUGAUGAUCCACAACCACUGCGAGAUGAACUUAAGAGACUUCACAGUAUUGCUGUUGGGGUUCUGAGUGAUGAAGAUUCUACUCCACAGACCAAGCGUCGUAGAGCAGAGAUAGCAAUGGCUUGUGGUCGUCAAUCUCAAAAGGGCUGUGGUGUCUGUACCAAUGAGGUUCAUGCAUUACAAGCAAUUGCUUUGUAACAGUGUCAGUCUUGGAACAAACAACUGUGUUUCUGUUUCUGUGCCCCAAAAAUAAUUUAUGUAGUUGUCUCUCAUUUACUCUUUAGACACUAAAACUUUGCUGUGAAGGACUCAAAAAACUUUAAAAGAUUCAAAAAACUUCAAAAUAUUUUUAUGGUUAUGUUGAUAUUUGUAUAGGGUUAGCAUAUUGUUUAGUUAAAGUAGUUAUUGUUUAAUUACAAAUCUUGUGUACUUUGUGACACUUAGUGUUUUGAUGUUGGUUAAAAUUAUUACUCAGAAUUCAAAACGAUUAUUAUUGAUGCUGAUUUUAGCAGUCAUCAUCUUUAUAUUAUGAAGUUAAAUUUAUUUAUGACCAAAACAUUUCUCGUAAGGACAGUUGUGUGGUUUUUAAAAAGUCACUGAGGCUGGAUCUUACUAAAGAAGAAUUACAAAAACAUUCACAAUUAGAUGAAUAAGUUGGGAUGUUAUGAUUGCCUCUUUAUAUGAGGGAAAUGUAAAAGAUUCCAUAUUAAAAAACCAUCAUAGCAAGCUUAAAAUAAUGGCACAGGAACUGUAAUAACCACAGUUGUAAGGUUGGCAUUUAAUGUAGCUUAUUUUACACUUUGGACCGGACUUGGAUAUUUACGCAUGAUGGGUACUAUAUCUUACCCUUUAAUGUGAUAAAUUAAAGGAAAAA
Messenger RNA from Actinia tenebrosa (Australian red waratah sea anemone), 1996 nucleotides. Its product is annotated as cyclin-I. The record is from RefSeq and is a predicted model, not a curated record. NCBI's taxonomy places the organism in Eukaryota, Metazoa, Cnidaria, Anthozoa, Actiniaria, Actiniidae.